Molecule: messenger RNA, 5515 nt
Organism: Myripristis murdjan (pinecone soldierfish)
Lineage: Eukaryota; Metazoa; Chordata; Actinopteri; Holocentriformes; Holocentridae
Gene: cdh11
Product: cadherin 11, type 2, OB-cadherin (osteoblast)
Exons: 16
Coding region: 794-3250 (818 amino acids)
Biological process (GO): cell-cell junction assembly; calcium-dependent cell-cell adhesion; cell-cell adhesion mediated by cadherin
Cellular component (GO): plasma membrane; adherens junction; catenin complex
Molecular function (GO): beta-catenin binding; cadherin binding; calcium ion binding
Source: RefSeq, a predicted model, not a curated record
GGGAGGACGGAUAAGCGACACAGACGGUCCCGGAUUUCAUACCUGGAGGAGGGAGGGAUGCUACGGUGAUUUCCCCUCUCCUUUCUCUCUCCUUUCCUCCCUCUACUCUUCAUCACUCCAUCUCGGAACCUUACCAAGGCGCACGAUUCCUCUAUCUUUCUUUUUUCUGUCUUUUCCCCCUCUUCUUUUUAACCAGCUUGGUUGGCCGCUUGGUUUCCCUCUGCGCUCCAACGGAUAAAAAAGAGGAGAAAGAACAUUUUGGGGAUUGAGGGAGGACCGAAUUGGCUCCGCUUUGCCUUUUUUUUCUCUUUGCCCCAACAGACAGAGAAAAACUGGGGUCCAAAUCAGUGGAUGUGUUGGCCAUCUGAAAAAUAAAAGAAAUACUCAUUACCAGAAGUCACCGUUUUCCGCUGGCUUGUAUGUAUUGGGGAAAUUUCCUUGGAGAGAAAGGCUGCGCACGGAGUCUCUCGGGUUCCAAGACAGAUCAACGUGCAGAAGAGAAAACCCUCAUUGUAUCUGACGCCAGUAAUGAGCUAAAGACUCUGUGACUGGCGGAGAGAGGGAUAACAAAGAAGAAGAGUGUGGAGGAGAAGAAAGGCAGCGAAGAAGGAGAAGUCGGUGAUGAGUAGCCGCGGCACCCGUCUCAGCUAACGAACCAGGAAUCAGUCAGCGACGUUUUGCCAGCGAAACCGGGAGAGCACCUCAGUGGGGGGGGGCGGGGGCGGAGCUCCACUGAGAGGAACCAGGAAGCAGGGGGCGGAGUGAAGUGCGCGGUUUGCUGAGGUCGGGCAGGAUGGUGACGCUGAUCAUGAAGCGGGAGGGGCUCGGGCUGCUGAGGGCCUUCCUGCUGUUCGUGGGUGUCUCUGCACUCUGUAGCGUGGUGGCUGGGGCCCGGAGCAGGAACGUGGAGCAGAAGGGCCACAGACACAGACAUCCAGGUCACCUGUCGCUGCACAGACACAAAGAGAGGACAGGCAAGGAAGGACAGGUUCUGCACCGGUCCAAAAGAGGAUGGGUGUGGAACCAGUUCUUUGUCAUUGAGGAGUACACCGGACCUGACCCGGUUCUGGUGGGCAGGCUCCACUCAGACGUAGACUCAGGCGACGGCAACAUCAAGUACAUCCUGUCCGGCGAAGGCGCGGGAACGAUCUUCGUUAUUGACGAUAAGACGGGCAAUAUCCACGCCACCAAAACCCUGGACCGCGAGGAGCAGGCGCAGUACACUCUGACCGCCCAGGCCGUGGCCCGAGACACCAACAAACCUCUGGAGCCGCCGUCAGAGUUCAUCGUCAAAGUUCAGGACAUCAACGAUAAUCCUCCUGAGUUUCUACAUGGGCCGUACUACGCCAGCGUGCCAGAGAUGUCCAAUGUUGGUACGUCCGUGAUGCAGGUGACAGCUACAGACGCCGAUGACCCCACCUAUGGCAACAGUGCCAGGCUGGUGUACAGCAUACUUCAAGGACAACCGUAUUUUUCUGUGGAGCCCCAGACAGGUAUAAUUCGUACAGCCCUGCCGAACAUGGACCGUGAGGCCCGUCAGGAGUACGAUGUGGUCAUCCAGGCCAAAGACAUGGGGGGCCACAUGGGCGGACUGUCAGGGACCACCGAGGUCAAAAUCACGCUCACAGACGUCAACGACAACCCUCCCAAGUUUCCACAGAGCGUGUACGCCAUGUCCGUGUCCGAGGACAAAGUCCCAGGAGAGGAGGUGGGCCGCCUCAAGGCCAAAGACCCCGACAUCGGAGAGAACGGGCUGGUCAACUACCGCUUGACGGAGGGCGAUGGAAUGGGCUUGUUCGAGCUCACCACCGACUCCCAGACCAGAGAGGCCGUCGUUAAGCUCAAGAAGACGGUGGACUUUGAAACUAAGCGAGUGUACACGUUGAGAGUAGAGGCCUCCAACCCUAUUGUUGACUCUCGAUUCCUCGCCUGGGGGCCGUAUAAGGAUGAAGCUACUAUAAAGAUAAUGGUAGAGGAUGCAGAUGAGCCUCCAGUGUUUGUAGCCCCCAGUUAUAGUUUUGAGGUGGAAGAGAACGCGCCUGAAGGCACCCUGGUGGGACGAGUCCAUGCCAAGGACACCGACGUUGCCAAUAAUGCCGUCAGGUACAUGAUUCCUCGGUACACAGAUGUAGAGCAAUUUUUCAGGAUCAACACGGACGACGGGAUGAUCACCACGACCAGACCGCUGGACAGAGAAACACAGGCCUGGCAUAAUAUAUCUGUGUCAGCCACCGAGAUAGGAGGCCACCACCAGGACACCAAAGUGCGUGUUAACAUCAAAGUGAAAGAUGUGAACGACAACGCCCCAGAGUUCGCCACCAACAACGAAGUCCUCAUGUGUGAAUCUGUCACACCGGGGAAGAUUAUUGAGACAGUAAGUGCGGUGGACAAAGAUGAGAUGGCCCACCGGCAACAUUUCACGUUCAGCCUCGCUCCUGAAGUCGCCCACAAUCACAACUUCUCCCUUAAAGACAAUAGAGACAGUACAGCCAGUAUCCACGUGCUCCGUAAAGGCUUCAGCCGUCUGACGCAGGAGGUUUACUACCUCCCCAUUGAGAUAAACGACAACGGCUUCCCGGCCCUGAGCAGCACCAACGUCCUGACCAUCAGAGUCUGCUCCUGCGACAGCAAAGACACCAUUCUCUCCUGCAAUGUCGAGCCCUACGUCCUGCAAGCCGGCCUCAGCACCGGAGCUCUGAUCGCCAUCCUGGCCUGUAUCGUCAUUCUCUUAGCAAUAGUGGUGUUAUUUGUGGCUCUGAGGCGUCAGAAGAAGGAGCCUCUGAUAGUGUUUGAGGAGGAGGACAUUAGAGAGAACAUCAUCACCUACGAUGACGAGGGAGGCGGCGAGGAGGACACAGAGGCCUUUGACAUCGCUACGCUUCAGAACCCAGAUGGUGCCAACGGCUUCCUGCCGAGAAAGGACAUCAAACCAGAACUCCAGUACCCCAUCAGGCCCGGCAUCGGGCGCCCUGCGGCCAACAGCGUUGACGUUGAUGACUUCAUCAAGACUCGAAUCGCCGAGGCUGACAGCGACCCCACUGCUCCUCCCUACGACUCCAUCCAGAUCUACGGUUAUGAAGGCAGAGGAUCGGUGGCCGGCUCACUGAGCUCCCUUGAGUCUGUGACGACCGAGUCUGACUUGGAUUAUGACUAUCUGCAGAGUUGGGGGCCGAGGUUUAAGAAGCUGGCAGACUUGUACGGGACCAAAGACUGCCCCAUUAACGAUGGUGAUGACGGUGAAGACUCUUAACAGUGGUCUAAGUGAGUGGACGCCCCCCGAUUCUUGAUUGAUUGGUUCCACGAGGAUUUGUUAACCGAGGUUAACCCUCCCUGAUUCCCAACUGCUACCGACUUGUUGACACGAGUUAACAAGCAACCCUUCCUAAUCAAUUCAUGCCAAUUUGUUAACUAACGUUAACGACGCUCCCUCCCAAAGCGCCUCCCCCCGGUCCUCCAAGACGAUUUGUUAAUGAACACGUAAUGAAUGCUUGGACUCUCGCCCCUCCCAGUUUUCCCUGAACCCUUCCUUACUCCUCUCUGCCUCUCUCCCUCUCUCUCUCCAUAGACUUGAGCAUUGUAGGGCUGGGAGCUGUUAAUGUCACCAGUUUGUCUGUUUGAAAGUAAAUUGUUGGGACAAAAUUUUGCUGUAUGACCAAGAUAACUUGCUCAUAGCAAACUCUGUUGUUUAGUUUAUUAGAGGUUCUGUAUACUUUAUGUGGACUGGAUUCACUUAUUCCCUUAAUGGUUCCUGUGGGGGAUUUUACUCCUUAUAACAGGUUCCUUGGUGGGUUAUUAUUCCCUUAAUGGCUUUCUUAGUGGUGUGUGUAAAGGAUACAGAGAGAGAGAAAGAGAGAGAUACUAACAAACAAAAGGUAAAAAGAAAAGUGGGAUCCAGCAACUGCUCGAAGUUUCUGAAGACAAAAUGAAAGGUGACGGCAAUUUGGCAGGACGGUUAAAAGAAAACGCUAUUUCACAUCUGUCGUUGUGUGUGUAGGUUUCAACAGGCACUGUGGUUUAGACGGACGGACAGACUCUGGGUUGUUGAUACUGUGAAGACGCUCACAGACAACUGUAGUCAUGGUGGCCUUAUAAUAAAUAAACAACAACUCCAGGGGUAAACAACAAUAACAACAGCAACAGCGUGGCAGUAGAGCGAGACUGCUAGCUUGCUAUACACAGACAAAUGAACACACCAGGACAGAGUAUCUGCGAAAAUGCUACUCUAAUACCCUUUUUUUCUAUUCCCAAAAAGAGAUGGAUUCAACAUGGAUUCACGUUUAAAAAAAGAAAAACAAACAAACAAACACAACAAAAAACUGUGGAUGAUUUUCGUUUCCGUUCUGCACCAUUCCAGACGACGUCAAAGAGAAGCCGCCCCGUCCACUUCCUGCGCCCCCCCCACGUCCACCCAUGAGCAAUCACCCCCCCCCCCCCUCCCCCCUCCAUAUCAAGUUCACCAAUGAAUGAUCACCUCCGUGUUCCGAGUCCACCAAUGAUGAUCAAUCACAAUGAGUAAAAAACCUGUGAGCUCUAAAAAUCGCCUUAAACUUAACGGACACUCUUGCAACGCAGUGCAUUCUCUUUUUUUCUCCUUUUGUUUCUUUUUUGUAACUUGAAAAGUAUAUUCGGAAAGCAAACUACUAUCCAUUGUUAGGUAUGUACAGAGCAAUGUGCAGAUAUGUGAUAUAUCUCUUCGAGGAUCCAACUUGCGUCUAGUGCACUCUCUCAAAAGCGGACGUGCGGUUUUCAACACAUCUGGAGCCGGAGCUGGAGAACGGCGCGCGGCUCGCGUCGGUUCCCCGGCACCGCUCGCGCCGGCAGCGCCAUCUGUUGCAUCAACAUGUGUCGCCACGGAAGCGCCUCCCAAACGCGCGUGCUGGGAAAAAUGGCACGAGGCGCGUGUUGUUCUGACGCACGUGCAGAUAGGUUAAAAACAGCCCAUCCUUUUGAAGCGUGUAGGUUCUUGUUCAAUCUCUUUUUUAUUGUUAUGAUAUUAUUAUGAUUAUUAUUGCUGUUUUUUAUUAUUAUUAUUAAUAUUAUUAUUAUGACAAUAAUUGUUCUUUUAUUUGGCUGCAGUUACACAGGAACAGGGGCUGGUGUUUAACUCUUCGUGGCCCAGAUUUGAUCGUCUCAUGGCCGUUUGAACAGGAAGCCACAAUCCGCUUUUCCUGUUUCGACGGUUAUGAGAAGAACGGAUCGGUGCCGCAAAAAGUUAAAUAUCACCUCUGUCGCUCUUCUGUGUGAAUCCAAGCGCUCUCAUUUCUUCUCCUUUUUUUUAUUUUUAUUUUUAUUUUUUUGUUUUAAUUUGGCGUUUCUUCGUUCUUUCUCCCUGGUCAAGAGAAAAACUAGCAAUCUGUGUUUGUCGCAGUGAGAGAACGCCUCGUUUUUAUUCUCUGUCGAGUUUUAUGGUACCGAUUUGUACAAUUUUAAAAGUUCUUAUUUUAGUAUACAUGCAGAAUAUUCCAGUAUUACAACGAAAAACAUGUUAAGAAGAUAAGAUUAAAAAAAAAAAAAA